This is a messenger RNA of Funneliformis caledonium, 1149 nucleotides long. The record is from the annotation of a GenBank genome assembly. Lineage: Eukaryota; Fungi; Glomeromycota; Glomeromycetes; Glomerales; Glomeraceae.
AUGAGAGAUUCUUAUCGCCCAUUGAAUAUGCUUAGCAAAUGUAGUAUUGGAUGGAGUGCAUAUGACAAGAUUGCAUUUGCUAUUGAAAAACCAAAUGAUUCGGAAGACCAAUCUAGGUCAAUAUCAUCUCCAAGCAAUCAAUUUAGGAUUAUGCAAAGGAGAAUAUCUCCUAUUAUCAUUGAAACUCGUAACGAAGGUCACUAUCAGUUACAGCAAAAAACUGGUAUUGCCUCUCUUCCCACUUUCGAUUACAAAUCCUUUUCAUACCUUGCUGAAAAUUACAUAAUUUCAAGUCUUGAUAUUGUAUCCGCAUGUGAACAUAAUGCCAAGAUUGCAUGGGAUGUUCAAAGAUUUAGAACUGCACAAACCUGGAAAAUAAUACAGCUUUUAUAUGGAAAUUUGGAACCUAUGAACAAAUCAGGGUCUACUCAUGAUGUUACUGAUGAAAAUUUGUUAAAAGAGUCAUUUCUCACUAAUCCUUCAGUGGAAACAAAAUCAUUAAAAGAUUUAAAUAAAGAUUUAAAUACUGUAACGGAAAAACCUAACGAGACUCUGGUUGAAGAUGAAGAUUCAUUAUUUGAAUCUGAUGGAGAAGAGGAGGAAAAUCGGGUGAAAGAAUCUGAUAAUGAAGAUGUUCAAAAAUCUCCACGUAAUUCUAUUAAAAUGACAAGUCGUACUGUUCAGACAACAUAUAAUUCAACAUUAUAUCGGAACUGGGAUAAAGAACCAAUGAUAGCACAAUUAUUAGACUAUUACGCAGAACAGGGUGAUGUACAGAUGUGUGUCACUUUGGUUUUAGUACUUGGUGAUAGGAUUAAAAUAAACCAGGAGAGAUUAGAACAAUGGUUUUUUUCUUAUAUUGAAUUGCUACAUAGAUUUCAACUCUGGUGUGGAGCUACACAUAUCAUUUCAUCUAGCAAAAUUUCUUCAGUUGAGAUGAUGAAUCAGCAAUCCACAACAAUAUAUACGACGUGUAACAACUGUUUCAGACCAAUGCUUAACUAUAGAAGUGGAUAUUGGAUAUGUGAAAAAUGUCGGAAGAUGCUAAAUCCCUGUUCAAUAUGUCAUAAUACAGUGAAAGGAUUAUAUACUUGGUGUCAAGGUUGCAGCCAUGGAGGACACCUUAUCCAUAUGCAAGAAUGGUUUUUG